UUACAUUCAUUGAGCAAAUAAAGAUUUUUCUAUUCUUUAAGUAAUGAUAAUUGAUCAAAGUAAAUCUCUAAGCAGAUAUCUCUAUAAACUGGUAACAUUUCGAAAACAAACUUGUUCAAGUUGUUCGUACUUCGUGUCCGUGUGCCGAGUGCGGUGUGAUGAUGAACUUGUGAACCGGCGCGGCGUUGUGUAGUUGGCGUUUUAGUUUGUGUAAGGUUUUUUGUUAGCCUUUUAUUAAUUUCAAAUAUCACAAAUGAAUUAAUGAACUAAGAUCAGUGUGAACUUUUAAGUAUUUAGUUUUCUGUAGUGUAGUUUGUGGCAAAUAAGAACAAUGAUAAAAAACGAAAUGAAUGAGAAUGGCGGCGUCGACGCCAAUGUGUCACCGACCAAACUCAUGGUCAAUUAUAUUCCGGAGCUGAUGACACGUGAUAUGAUGUAUGCUCUCUUCUCGGCGAUGGGAAAGAUCGAGAGUUGUAAGCUUAUAGCCAACAGAGGGUACGGCUUCGUCGAGUAUGAGAAGCACGAGGAUGCUGAAAAGGCGCGGGCUGCUUUUAACGGCCUCCUAAUGCAGGGGAAGACUCUUAAAGUUUCAUUCGCGCUCCUCAAUCCAGAAAACAAAGUAAGCCAUAAGCCGGAUACAGAAUCGAAUCUCUACAUCAGUAACCUACCUCCAGACAUGACUUUGGAGCGGCUCAACAAUCUCUUUAAUCAAUUCGGUAAUAUAACUAACAGUCGCGUCUCGCAAGGAAUCGGUUUCGUGUGCUAUGAAGCCAGACAGCAAGCAGAGGAUGCUAUCCACAACCUGAAUGGUCAGACACCCAUUCCUGGUGCGGGACCGAUUGUUGUCAAAUUCGCAAAUAAACCUAAUGCAAACAAAACUGUAAUGAGACCCAUUCAGAGAAUUGGCAUGUCUGCUACACCCAUUGCAUAUAAUGGUGCGGCGGCGGUCUUUAAUGGCACUACUCCAGCAUUUAAUGGUACUAACUUAAGCGCAGCAUUUGGAUCACGACCAGCCACAUUUGCACCUGGCUUUCCCCAAGCUUCACCUCCUCCAUUAUUACCAUCACCUGGAAAAGCUCUACCUUUUAUUAAUAAAGGCCAACAGCGCUUUAAUCCAAUGGCUGCAACCAAUCACACACCAAUACCAUUACUGGGAGCUCCUGCAAGUCCUGUCCCUCUUCUAGGUGCAACUGCAGUUCCACACCAAACAACAGUGUAUGUAUACAACAUUGGUGAAGACACAGAAGAGCUAGCACUGUGGCAGCUCUUUGGCCCAUAUGGUGCAAUAGAUUCAAUAAAAGUGAUCAAGGAUCCAGAGACAAAGAAAAACAAAGGUUUUGCAUUUGUCAACAUGCGUGAGUAUGAUGAAGCUGCAAUGGCUAUCCAGGCCCUGAAUGGCUACACGCUCAAUGGACAGGUUCUUUCUGUUAGCUUUAAGACUCAAAAGAGAAAUAAUAUUUAGGUCAACGGACGUUAUAAACGCCGUAUGUGAUUGUUGGGAGGCCCAAAGCUUAAAGAUUUUCAUUCCAAUCUCAAGAAUAUUUUUGUAGUCGAGACGUGAGAUCCUCUAUGUGCAUUUCAAAUUAGUCACAUAAGUAUUUUUGUAAGAUUUAAUAUAGUUUUCUACUGGCAAGAGCGCAACAUGACUACCUGUGAGUAGAGUUGGCUUAACAUUAUCUUAUAUGUGUACUUUAUCAUAUGAUAUGGUAUCUUAUUAUUUGACUAUGUAUGGCCCUGUCGAAUUGUAUGUAUUAUGGUUGGAGCAGGGAUAGCCUGCCUGUUGCCCUCUCCGCCUGAACCCUCCAGGUAUUUUAUUUUGUGUAAACAAGCAUUGUAUGUUUUUUUUUAAUCUUUAAUAAACUUCAUGUUUAAAUAAUGUGUAUUGUAUAUUUCUC
Molecule: messenger RNA, 1895 nt
Organism: Pieris brassicae (large cabbage white)
Lineage: Eukaryota; Metazoa; Arthropoda; Insecta; Lepidoptera; Pieridae
Gene: fne
Product: ELAV-like protein 1
Exons: 1
Coding region: 332-1462 (376 amino acids)
Cellular component (GO): ribonucleoprotein complex
Molecular function (GO): RNA binding
Source: RefSeq, a predicted model, not a curated record